UGUCUGGGUGUGGAAGGUUGGAACUUGUAAUGCUAGCUUUCCAUACCUAGAAAAUCUGUAUGGCAUAACCAACAAAAGUCGCAGCCUCUUUUGUACAUGCAAAAACGCAACUUCUCAUGCGGAUUGCCUAUGAGAAAGCGUUCCGGAAAAUUGUCAUGCUGGGUUGCUGCAUUCGGAACUGUCUGCAUCAUCCACAUUUUAGCAUCACAAGUUUCCAGACCCAGACAUUUUUGAAAUGCAUACGAGAUAUCUGCGGACUUUGCGAAAAACAAGUUGCGACUGCACGAAAUCUAUCAACUGCAAAUCUCACUGGACGUCUGCAAGAUAAUUGCUAGGCCACUUGUCAUGCAGGUUUUCCAUGACCCAUCAAAUCUGGAAUGCGGGACCUAGCAUGACAGACUCUGUGAGGUCUCUGUCAUGGCUAAUAUCCUGCAUGAGAAAUCCCCUCCAAACUUGGUCGAAAGUGGACAGCUUUUGCCAUUCCUGCAACACAGAUUUUUCUUUUUGCAUGAUUCGGAAGGAUUUAGCAUGAAGACAAGUAGUUCCAAUCUUCCAGACCCAGCCAUAUUUGCAAUGCAUAAAAUCGCGC
Messenger RNA from Amoebophrya sp. A120, 589 nucleotides. The record is from the annotation of a GenBank genome assembly. NCBI's taxonomy places the organism in Eukaryota, Dinophyceae, Syndiniales, Amoebophryaceae.